GAGUCAGUAAAAAGAAUCUUUGAUAUGGUUUUAGAAAACUUUCUGAGUUGAUUUCUAAAAUAGUUGUGCCCGCUAAAAAAGCGGUGGGAACAGGAAGGCGCCAGGACUGGUGCUGGUUUCUUUAGGGAGAGAGAGACGGAGAUGAGAGAUAACCAGAGGGGGUGGCUGAGAUUUGUAAGAAUGAGAGGAAUGUAAAUUAAGAAGAAAAGAAAAUUCCCAAAGCUAUGGCCAAUUGAUCUCAUUUCAUUCGCUGACCCGCGGGGGGAAACGAAAACCCGCCCAUUCCCAACAACGCAAGUGGUGUGGGUUUUUGCGAAAGAAAGGAGAUCAUUGCACAAUCACAACGAUCUGGCCGUCGUCUGGGAAUUUUUGCCGUUAUGAGUAGCCGCAACAGCCACUCUCCCUCCGAUCCUUUGGCCGUGGCUGUUGAACCUUCGAAGCCUAAACCCAGGAGGCUCUACCAAGUUUGGAAGGGAAACAAUAAAUUUCUAUGUGGGGGGCGAUUAGUCUUUGGUCGAGAUGCAAAGUCUCUUUUUCUAACAACAUUCAUGAUUGGAGGUCCUGCACUGUUGUUCUGCAUAAGAAUGCUUUUAACUUUUAGAGAUGAUCCUCACUUUAGUCGUCCUGUACUGAUUGGAGGACUGGUUCUCACAUUUUUGGCUUUUACUUUUUUGUCCUUGACUUCUUGUAGAGAUCCAGGAAUUAUCCCCAGAAAUUCACGUAUACUUGAAGCAGAUGAAGCUCUUGACAUAAAUUCAGCAUCUAUGGAGUGGUUAAAUUAUAAUUCCAACAGUCUGAAAUUACCUAGAAUGAAGGAUGUGAAGGUCAAUGGCCAUACAGUGAAAGUGAAGUUCUGUGAUACUUGCUUGCUGUAUCGUCCACCGCGGGCAUCACAUUGCUCCAUCUGCAACAACUGUGUACAGAAAUUUGAUCACCAUUGCCCAUGGGUUGGUCAGUGUAUUGCAGCUCGAAACUAUCCCUUCUUCUUUUUGUUCAUAUCAUCAACAACCUUGCUGUGUAUAUAUGUAUUUGUUUUUUCUUGGAUUAACAUCGGUCGGAAGAAGGGCAAGUUUGGGCACAACAUGGCACACGAUGCUAUAUCAAUUAUUCUUAUUGUAUAUUGCUUCAUAGUCAUCUGGUUUGUGGGCGGGCUUACAGUUUUCCAUCUUUAUUUGAUCUCUACCAACCAGACAACUUAUGAGAAUUUCCGGUACCGCUAUGAUCAGAAGGAAAACCCAUAUAGACGGGGAAUAAUCAAGAACUUUUUAGAACUGUCCCUUUCAAAGAUUCCACCUUCAGCGAUCAAUUUCAGAGCUUGGGUUACAGAAGAAGAUACAGAAAGUGAAUCCGUUACUUCAGAUCUUGGAAAAAGCUUUAUGAACUCAAAACAAAAAUUUAACAUGGACACGGGAACAAAGAGUGGCAAGGAUGGUGACAGGAGACUUCCAAGUAUUUUACAAGAUUUGGAUUACAAUGACAUUGACAAUUUGAAGAAGGCAAAAGAUAAAGAAGCGACAUUUAGCAUUUUCGUUCAUGCUGAUCAAGAAUCAAAAAAUUCACGAUGGAAUUCCAAAGUAGGAGUAGAUGCUGGACAUGAUAAACGGGACCAGUAGCUCCUGCAUAUUACAUAGCUGGGUUCUUCAAAGACAAAGGUAGCAUUUUGACGUUUGCUUCUGUCUGUAGCAAUGCCCUCUGGGGAGCACUAAUGUAUAUAUUCUUCUAAACAGUCAAUUAUUAAUGAGAAAUUGGGAUGUUUUCUGGUAA
Messenger RNA from Neltuma alba, 1764 nucleotides. RefSeq names its product probable protein S-acyltransferase 1. Gene Ontology annotation, molecular function: protein-cysteine S-palmitoyltransferase activity. The transcript is spliced from 5 exons. Bases 378 to 1613 code for a protein of 411 amino acids. Lineage: Eukaryota; Viridiplantae; Streptophyta; Magnoliopsida; Fabales; Fabaceae. Gene Ontology annotation, biological process: peptidyl-L-cysteine S-palmitoylation; protein targeting to membrane. The record is from RefSeq and is a predicted model, not a curated record. Gene Ontology annotation, cellular component: Golgi apparatus; endoplasmic reticulum.